Amphibalanus amphitrite is the source of this 888-nucleotide messenger RNA. RefSeq names its product carbonic anhydrase 2-like. The transcript has a single exon. Bases 1 to 888 code for a protein of 295 amino acids. Gene Ontology annotation, molecular function: carbonate dehydratase activity; zinc ion binding. Lineage: Eukaryota; Metazoa; Arthropoda; Thecostraca; Balanomorpha; Balanidae. The record is from RefSeq and is a predicted model, not a curated record.
AUGGCGCGGCCGCUGAGUCUGUGGCUGUGGCUGCUGCUGCUGCUGCUGCCGGUGCCUCUGCUUGUCAGUGCGUCGGACGCCGACCCCAGGGACCAGGACGACUGUGCGCCGGUGUCCCCGGAACAGCACCCCUGCUACGAGGUGACCGGUCUGCGCCAGUCGCCCAUCUCCAUCGACGCGUGCGCCGCCUCGGUGUCCGUUCACCAGCCGCUGCGGAUCACCCAGCUGGACCGGGUACCGCGGCGGAUGACGCUGGAGAACGCCGACGGCCUGGUGCUGGGUGAGACGCGCUGGUACCCUGACCAGCAGCCGACCGUCAGCGGCGGCCAGCUCCGCGGACAGUUCGCCCUCGAGCUGCUGGAGCUGCACUGGGGCGCCAACAGCUCCUCCGGCUCCGAGCACCGCGUGAACGGGCGCCGGUACGCCGGCGAGCUGCACCUCGGCUUCAGGAACGUCAAGUACGCCACGCUGGAGGAGGCGCUGCAGAACGUGGACGGCCUCCUCGGCCUGGCCGUGCUGCUGGACGAGGACGCGCGCAGUCCGGGCCGCGGCAUCACGGCGCUGGCGGCCGGCCUGUUCGAGCUGGGCCGGGCGCCGAGCCGGGCCGAGCUGCGCGCGCCGCCCACCCUGCGCGAGCUGCUGCCCGACGACCUGUACCGGUACGUGCAGUACUCGGGCUCGGCCACCUCGGGCGACUGCCUCGAGACCACCACGUGGCUGGUGUUCCUGACGCCCGUCCGCGUGCUGCCGAUCGAGCUGGAGGUGCUGCGGAACCUGAGGGACGCCGAGGGGCGCCGGCUGUGCAGCAGCGCCGGCCGGCCGUUGCAGCCGCUCAGCGGCCGGACCCUGAUCAGGAAGGGACGCGCCGCCGGCUGUGACAACAAGUAG